AUGGCGGCGGCGGCGGCGGCGGCCGGGGCGGGAGCGGCGGCGGCCCCGCCGCGGGGCGUCCGCGCCUGGCUGCGGAGCGCCUUCCGCUUCGCCACCGACCGCAACGACUUCCGCAGGAACCUGCUGCUGAACCUGGGGCUGUUUGCCGCGGGGGUCUGGGUGGCGCGGAACCUGACCGACAUCGACCUGAUGGCCCCGCAGCCGGUCCCGUAGCCCCGGAAGGAGCCGGAGCUGCCGGGAGCGGAGCUCGCCCUCCCACCAGGAAUGGAGCCGUGGAGCUGCUCUGAUCCCACCUGGAACUGCCCAGAUCCCACCUGGAACUGCUCUGAUCCCACCUGGAGCUGCUCUGAUCCCCCUGGAGCUGCUCAGAUCCCUUUGGAGCUGCUCUGAUCCCCCCUGGAGCUGCUCUGAUCCCCCUGGAGCUGCUCAGAUCCCUUUGGAGCUGCUCUGAUCCCCCUGGAGCUGCUCUGAUCCCACCUGGAGCUGCUCAGAUCCCUUUGGAGCUGCUCUGAUCCCACCUGGAGCUGUUCUGAUCCCUUUGGAGCUGCUCUGAUCCCACCUGGAGCUGCUCUGAUCCCCCCUGGAGCUGCUCUGAUCCCCCCUGGAGCUGCUCUGAUCCCACCUGGAGCUGCUCAGAUCCCUUUGGAGCUGCUCUGAUCCCCCUGGAGCUGCUCUGAUCCCUUUGGAGCUGCCCAGAUCCCACCUGGAGCUGCUCAGAUCCCUUUGGAGCAGCUCAGAUCCCUUUGGAGCUGCUCUGAUCCCACCUGGAGCUGCCCAGAUCCUUUUGGAGCUGCUCUGAUCCCACCUGGAGCUGCUCUGAUCCCACCUGGAGCUGCUCUGAUCCCCCUGGAACUGCUCUGAUCCCACCUGGAGCUGUUCUGAUCCCUUUGGAGCUGCUCAGAUCCCCCCUGGAGCUGCUCUGAUCCCCCCUGGAGCAGCUCUGAUCCCUUUGGAGCGGCUCAGAUCCCACCUGGAGCUGCUCUGAUCCCUUUGGAGCGGCUCAGAUCCCUUUGGAGCUGCUCUGAUCCCACCUGGAGCUGCUCUGAUCCCUUUGGAGCAGCUCUGGUCCCCCCUGUGCUGCCUGGAGCAGUGACAAGGACAAAAGGUUUAAUGCUGAGAGGGAGAAUUGAUUUCCCAUCCAUUCAUUCAUCCCUUUGGGAAUUGUUUCCUCGAGGAUGUGCAUGGAAUUUCCUUCUGUACCCCCCACCCCCAGAUGUUUAUUAAAUUUUAUGGAAUAACAACACAA
This is a messenger RNA of Vidua chalybeata, 1246 nucleotides long. It is a transcript of the gene TOMM6, whose product is annotated as translocase of outer mitochondrial membrane 6. NCBI's taxonomy places the organism in Eukaryota, Metazoa, Chordata, Aves, Passeriformes, Viduidae. The transcript is spliced from 3 exons. Bases 1 to 213 code for a protein of 70 amino acids. The record is from RefSeq and is a predicted model, not a curated record. Gene Ontology annotation, cellular component: mitochondrial outer membrane translocase complex.